AUGGCUUCGCUGAGGCAGGAGCUCCGUUACGGGCUCCGCUGCGGGACCAACAGAACCGGGCCCAACAGGACGCUGUACCACGUCAAGCUCACGGACACGGCCAUCAGGGCGCUGGAGGCGUACCAAAAACUCAAGAUCUCUUUACCAAGUGAGCCAUCCAUUUGUUUCGAAGGAAACCAAGGGUACAUCAAGAUCCCAGCUCCCACGCCGGAGUCGCCCACCGCUCUUCGCGUCUUUUCCUUCUACUUGUCCAGCGACAGCAAAGACCAACCUCAAGCCAGCUUCGACUGCAUCCACCAAUAUGUCGCGAGUGACGGCCGCGAGCAGCUGGAAGGUCAAGGCAUCAUCCAGGACAAGAUCACGGUGUGCGCCACCGACGACUCGUACCAGAUGACCCGCGAGAGGAUGUCUCGGGUGGAGAAGGACAGCUGGAGCCGCUCCGCCAUCGAGAUCAAACCCGGAGCCACGCAUCCGACUAAAUGUGUCAAACUCCACAAGAGGCCGGCCCCGCCGUCUGCAUCAGACGGCAGCUUCCAUAAGCAGUCGGCCACCAACAACAACAACAACAACAACAACAACAACAAGAAGAUGGCCGCGCCGACCCAGAAGCCCUUGCGGGAGCGCAUCGUGCACCUCCUCGCUCUCAAGCCCUACAGGAAGCCGGAGCUGCUGCUGUGGCUGGAGAGAGAGAGAGCCGGGCCGAGGGACAAGGCCGAGCUGGGCGCCACGCUGGAGGAGGUGGCCAAAGUGAAUCCCAAAGACAGCAGCUACCUGCUGAGGGACGACUUCUACAAGCAUGUGCAGAGGGACUGGCCCGGGUACAGCGAGGAGGAGAGGCAGCAGAUCAGCAGGCUGCUGGCCAGGAAGUUGCAGCCGCUCAUCGGCCACCAAUCGAAGAAUCUUUCAGAAAAUGUGUCGACACCGAAGACCUCGGAGGAAACGGCGCUGCAUCACAGCACAGCAAAAAACACUGCGGUGAAACGUCCCGUGCCUUUCGACUCACUGGACAGGCUGACCGUCAAGAGACAGAGAUGUGCGGACCAGAGGUUGCAACAGCAGCCCGGAGUCAACGGCCCGCCGGACCACAAAGGACACGACGACAUCGCGGCCCCGACGCUCAACGCCAGCUUCCACACAAAGACUGAGUUCCAACGGACGAGUAACCAAAGCGGCUCGCCGGGGGGCCACGGGGGCCACGGGGGCCACGUCGGCCACGUCGGCUUUCCCGUGACGCACAAACUGUCCGGCGCCUCCGACGCACCCGUCUCGGAGAGCGGAGACCAAGAGCCCAAAGGAAGCAGCGACCAGACCCCUCGGGGGGCCCCCGACUGCGCUCGCCAGCAGCAGCAGCUCGCCAUCAGUCAGCACAGGAAGAAGAAAUCCAAAAAGCACAAAGACAAGGAGCGGGAGAGGUUAAAAGACAACAAGGGCAGCGAAUGGUUCGAGACGAGUCCCGACCUCAAGCGGAGCCUCGACAAACUUGACAAUCCCGACAUCACGAAUGCUGAGGCCUCUGAGGAGAAGCCCGAUUAUGUGAAAACAUAUGGCGCCAUCAUGAGUUUGGAGCAACGUGGGCGGUACCAGGAGGACUUCUGUGCAGAGUAUGACGAAUACAAAGACCUCCACUCCAGGAUCGCCACCAUAACUCACAUGUUUGUGCAGCUGGGCUCCAAAAUGAAAAGCUUGCCCCCCGGCACACGACAAUAUAAGAUAAUGGAAGAACAAAUACUUGAAAAGUACAACAAGUAUCGAAAGAAGUUCCCAGGCUACCGGGAAGAGAAGAAACGCUGCGAAUACCUCCACGAGAAACUGUCCUCCAUCAAACAGCUGAUCAUGGACUACGACGUCUCUCGGGCUUCUUCAUAGCAUCGGCUCUCCCUCUUUUUUUUAUCAGAUUGCUUUUUAUGGAACGCUCUUUAAAAUCGCCCGAAUGUUUGUUUUUUGCCCAGGUUGUUCAAACCAGUGUCAGUGUCGGCCAUUUUAAUGGAAAUAUGUAAGAGGGAAAGCAAAUAUGACUUUAAUUGACUUUGUUUUUGACGUUUGUUGUCAAACAUUGCCCGAGGCAGUGUUCUCCUGUCCAUUUUUUUUAAUAGAUUGAAAGACAUUUUAAAUUCCAUAUCAAAGUUGUCUCAUUCAUUCGAUUUGAAGCGGCCCAGUGCAACAACAACAAAAAAUAAUUUUAUUUCAGGUCUUAUUAUAUAAACGUUGUGAGAUAAUUCGACUUGAACCCUUAAAUGUUUCAGGCGGGGUUUUCUGGAAGCAAAAAAAAGUUUAAAGCCGUUUCAGGAUACUGAAACUUGAUUUUUAAUAAAAAAAACCUUUAAAAGAAAAAAAUUGAAAACAAUUUUUGUAUCGGAAACAAGAAAAAAUCAUUUUACUCCAUGGUAGAAAAAAUUAUUUGUAGGUUAUGUAUAAAGUGUUUUUGCAAUACAAGCAGUAAGGGGGGGUCGUACUUUCCACCUGAAUUCAUCUGAUAUAGAUUUCUCUAAUUCUUGAUAAUAAAAUACAGCGAAAAAAUGGUUUAAGAUUUAGUUGAUGCUAUCUCCCAAAUGCACUUGUGUUUUAAAGUAUUUAUUCACCACUCCCCUUUCUUUUGAGUGACGGGUAAAGGGACCAACAUGGUCGGCCUUGAUGGCUGUUGUACUAUAUGUGAAGAAAGACGAUUUCCCUCCUCAAAGACAUUCAUGACGUUGUUUAUCGGGCCCUAAUUCUAGUUUACAGUAUUCCAACCCACUGGGUGUCUUUCUCUCUCUUUUUUCAUCUUCCUUUUAGAACUACUGAUGUAUUUAUUUAUAAGCCACCUGCCUUUAUUCUGUGCUGUUUGUCUCAUUAGAUCAAAGCGCUGUUCCAAGUAGCUGGAUUGGAGAUCGUGAGCAGAUCAGAAGGUUUUUACCAACAUGUUGCGUAACCGUGUCGCCUGAAUGGGAUUAUCAUGAAAGAGUUGUGGUACUACGUCAAACACUUGAGGUUUUUAAUCCUUCAGUUUCCAGUUAAUUAUCAUCGCCCAUUCAUUAUAUAUAUUUUUUUUAAUUGCACUUAACCCAGACAGACUAUUUAAAAAAAUAUUCAUGCAGAUUGUAAUCGUCCAGAAUGUUAUCACGCAUUCAAAUGACAUGGAAGCCUUAUUAAUAUUACACUUUUAUAGAAAAAAAUCUAAAAAACUGCCAAUAUCAACAAGAAGUCAUCAUCCACACACAUCUGUUGUCUGCCUUAUAUUAGCUGUAACAUUUAAACUUGUUUUUAGGCAUUUCUCUGUUCAAAUGAAUGCCGACAGUGGCUUUCCCACACGUUUCAUAAUGUAAUUAAAUAAAAAAUAAAGAAGUGUAAUGCACAGUUUGAUUGGCUAUGACAUCAUUGCGCCUUCUUUCGUUGCAUUUGUAAACCUUCUCUGUUUUUUUUAAAUCAUCAUUGAGAUGUGGUUUCAUUGUGAAUACCACUUCCUGUUGACAGCUCCGAGCACAUGGAGAAGUUUGAUUGGUCGAUCGUCUCCAGAGGGAGUUUCUACUAUAUAUUUCAAGCACACACAAAAAAAGCAUUGUAAAAAAUAUUCAAUUCAAAUCAUGUAGUGGGUGGGAAUUAUUACAAGGUUUUCAGAGAGGAGACGGUUAUAAUGGCAUCAAGUGGUUGAUUUUGGAAGACCAUAAUUAUCUGUGGGUUAUUGAGCUUGAUGGAGACCUAUCUGUGGGAUAUGCGUGUUGGAUAAAUUAAUUACUGGUCUUGAAGAGGGAAUAUUUUGUUUCCAAAAGCAUUACAUUAAGUGUAUCUAUCUGUGCAAGUCUUAAUCACAAGCUACAAGAAAAAAAAAAGAAAAAAAAUCAUGAAGUGUUUUUUGGACUGGAGAUAUUUUAUUUAUGAGGCACCAGCACAGUCGGUGUUUUUUGUUGUUUUUGUACUACGUACCUGCUGAAGGCCUCGUGUUCGUCACAGAGGAGUCUGAUGAAAAGAGUAUAUGUUUUAUGAACUGCAUUUUACAGACGUGUAUACCUCCUUUUCCUGUGAAUAAAAACAUCAAAGUGA
Molecule: messenger RNA, 4017 nt
Organism: Pseudoliparis swirei
Lineage: Eukaryota; Metazoa; Chordata; Actinopteri; Perciformes; Liparidae
Product: RNA polymerase II elongation factor ELL2-like
Exons: 12
Coding region: 1-1866 (621 amino acids)
Biological process (GO): transcription elongation by RNA polymerase II; snRNA transcription by RNA polymerase II; positive regulation of transcription elongation by RNA polymerase II
Cellular component (GO): transcription elongation factor complex
Molecular function (GO): cis-regulatory region sequence-specific DNA binding
Source: RefSeq, a predicted model, not a curated record